This is a messenger RNA of Lethenteron reissneri (Far Eastern brook lamprey), 9819 nucleotides long. Its product is annotated as vitamin D3 receptor-like. Lineage: Eukaryota; Metazoa; Chordata; Hyperoartia; Petromyzontiformes; Petromyzontidae. Gene Ontology annotation, biological process: negative regulation of transcription by RNA polymerase II; cell differentiation; positive regulation of transcription by RNA polymerase II. Gene Ontology annotation, molecular function: nuclear receptor activity; vitamin D response element binding; zinc ion binding. Gene Ontology annotation, cellular component: nucleus. The record is from RefSeq and is a predicted model, not a curated record.
UGACGAUGCUCGCUGCUGCGGCUCCAUGACCUCUAUGCACGUGUCGGUGGCGGGUCGCGCUCGGGCUUGCCGAUGCCCUCUGAGGUCUUAAAGGAUGCCACAACUUGCUCGCCGUCGUAGGAAUGGGGAAUUCCCACCGCUGGCGGCGGAUGGAGCACGCGCGCGCGCCUCUCCCCGACAAGGCGCCGCCAGCUGCUCCGCCGGGGGGAGGAGGAGGCAUGACGGACGCACGCAUGGACAUCCCCGUCAGAAGCAGCAGCAGCAGCGCGUUCUGCGUCGACGCGUACACGCAGGACCUGAGCAGGGAGGGCGUGCGCGUGUGCGGCGUGUGCGGCGACCACGCCACGGGCUACCACUUCAACGCGAUGACCUGCGAGGGCUGCAAGGGCUUCUUCAGGAGGAGCAUGAAGCGUGAUGCGACCUACACCUGCCCGCUGGGUGGCCACUGCACCAUUACCAAGGACAACCGGCGUCACUGCCAAGCAUGCCGGCUCAAACGCUGCACGGAGAUCGGCAUGAUGAAGGAGCUGAUAAUGACGGAGGAGGAGAUGCAACGCAAGAAGGAGAUGAUGAUCAAGCGGAAAAUGGAGUGUGACGGCAGCGAGAGGGUGCGGCUGCAGCUCAGCGACGAGCAGGACCGGCUCAUCACGGACCUCAUCGAGGGUCACCGCAAGACUUACGACGACACCUACUCCGACUUCUCGGAGUUCCGACCGCCGGUUCGGAAGAGUGACAAAAGCUCAGAGGAGGGGUUCUGCUUGUCACCAAUGGGCUUACAUCUCGAGAAAAGCAACUCCACCUGCUCGUCCCCGACCUCUGCCCUGAGCGUGGGCAUGAGCUUGGGGAACAUCUUCAGCAUCCUGCCCAUGUGCACGGACGAUGGGAGCGACGAGGUCACGGCCAAUCCGCCCUUGACCAUGCUGCCGCACCUCGCCGACCUCGUCAGCUACAGCAUCCAGAAGAUCAUCGGCUUCGCCAAGAUCCUCCCCGAGUUCAAGGAACUCCACACCGAAGACCAGAUCGCGCUGCUCAAGUCGAGUGUGAUCGAGAUCAUCAUCUUGCGCUCCAACCAGUCCUUCUCCUUGGAGGACAACUCCUGGACGUGCGGCAGCAACGAGUUCAAGUACUGCAUCACGGACGUCACCCAAGCAGGCCACUCCAUGGAGCUCAUGGAGCCCCUGGUGAAGUUCCAGGUUGCCCUCAAGAAGCUGAAUCUCCAUGAAGCGGAGCAUGUGCUGCUCAUGGCCAUCUGCAUCUUCUCUCCAGACCGUCCAGGCGUGACGGAUCGUGACCGCGUGGAGGCUUGCCAGGAGCGGCUGUCGGAGACGCUGCGCACCUACAUCUCGUGCCACCACCCGCCGCCGGGCGGCCACCUCCUCUACCCCAAGAUGGUGCAGAAGCUGACUGACCUUCGCAACCUGAACGAGGAGCACUCCAAGCAGUACCUGGAGAUCUCUCGCAAGGAGGGCGCCGUUGACGACCUCACGCCCCUUCUCGUCGAGGUGUUCGGCUCCCCGCUACCCUGAGCCAGGGGCCCAUUGCGCUGGCCUUCUUCUCGCUGCUCUUCCCAGAAUGCUAUUCUUCGUCUUCACUCUAUCCUUGCUGCCCUUCUUCUCACUGCUCUUCCCAGAAUGCUCUUCUUCACAAUAUCCUUGUUGCACUUCGUACCGCCCUGCUUACGUUCUCACUUCUUCUCUCAGUCCUUCAUGCUGCCCCUUGUACAUGUGCUGCUUUUCUUCACACUUAACUUUAUCUUGGCUGCCCUUCUUGACGCUGCCCAGCCACCCCGCGUGGUCUACUGUCACGUGCGCGCGUGCGCCCGACGCAUGUAAUGACGCAUCGAUCGCAUACGACUCUCACGCUCGCAAUACGAGCGUCGAGUUAUGUGCAUGAUAAUCCGUGAUGUUGGACGUGUAGAGGGCUGCACCGUGCAGCUAUUCGUCGAAUUGUGUCCCCAUUACCUCCUUGCAACCACUACAGGGGAGUUGGGGGAGAAUCUUUACAUGCCUAUCACUGUACCUACUUCGGCUGUGCAUCUUAGGAUGUUCAACAAGUGAUUAAGGUUCGUUAUCAUCAUCGUCAUAAUCAGUCACGAUUCAUCCGCUGCUGGAUGACAGCCUCCCCGAACCGUUGUUAUUCCUCGCAGUCACAGCCUCGUGGUGUAAAACAAAACAAAAACCCCACCCUGUUCCUGCACAUGAGCUCAUUCCAUCGCUCCGUCUUCUGCAGGCGGGGGUGCUGUCGAGCAUGUUGACAAGAAAGGACGUGAUUAUCCAUGUCUGGCAACAUUGCUCCCACGUGGUUUAUUGCGUCUCGUCAACCGAGUGGUCCCACCACGAAAGCGUUGCCUGCAGAGCGUUACGAUCUUUAAAACAAGUUGUUGUUUUUUUAGAAUGCAUUCCAACUAAGGUUGGAGGUAUUCACGCAUCAGCUCUGUUCGUCUGCCUGUAUGUAACGGAGGGAUUCGUGAUAAUUCUCGUAAGGAUGAUCCAAUAUGCACAUCCUUUUGAGAAUUAAGUUGCGUUACUAUUAAGCCAAAGAAAAACCUCUCACAACGAUCAAACCAUUGCCUAAUACUUCACGACGUCAUUUCGUGUCACCUCAUGUCAUCGUGAGGUCAUUAUUGCUCAUGUUAUAUCUCCGAGCACAAACCGCACCUGGGAACCGUUAACGGAAUCCACGCGGACGCACGAGUUUCCCCCCGAUGACCUUCAACGGAGCUUCAAACUCGUGCGGGACACAGCCCGUGCAGGACACACGGGCCAACGUAGCGUAGCUGCAUGGUCAGAGCCGUUUUUUGUGGUUUUCUGUGGUUGUGUGUUCCUGUGAGGAGGAGUCUCGGCACCAGUGGUGUUAGGGUUGGGCACAGCUCACAAGGGGCUCUGAUGCGACCCUGGUCUGGGCUCAGCUCGGUUCCUCUCGCCUGGUCAUUUUUGCAGAAAUUUUGGCAAUUCGUUUCAUAGGCAGCGUAAUUAUUUGAAGCAUCGCUUUGUUUUUGUUUACAUAGCUCAGCUAAGCACACGUGCAAUGCGCUGAAAAUACGUCAGUAAGGUAUGUAUUUGUAAUCUGCCACUCUUAAGACCGUUUUAGAGCGUGUAUUGUUGUAUUACGUGUGGUGCCGUGGGUGCAUGGGCGACAGACAAUCUCGAUGUUUGUACUACGUUGAACUUCUUUCGUAGCGUACCAACCAUGCGAAUUGUGCACUCGCAUCAGCGGUCUACUUAACAGCCGAGAUGGCCUCACGUCACAGCAAACAGAGAUCAUCACUGUCUUUAGUCAGAUCGAUUCAAGAACUUUAAUUUUUUUUGUCCAGUGUAGCAGCGAAUGCUCACACCUCUUGAGUUGCUGGGGGGACGAUGCGAGUGCAUUGUAUGCGAACUUAAAAACAUAUUCCUGUGUAAGUGAUUCGUUGGGUGUAUCGUGAGCUUAACGAUCGAUAUUGAUCAAUGAACAGAUUUGCCUCAUCCAGCAGUCAUCGUCAACCAGAACUGGUUCCCAUGACUGCUGUAUUGAUAUUCCAAUCUGCCCUCAAUGUAUUCAGAAAACUCUAUGGAUCGUUAUUAUGAAUCAGUAUUACAUAAGGUUAUUGACCCAGUGUUUACGCGAGAUGUAAACUGCUUCGCCUGGUAUACAGGAGAUCGCGAGUUCGAUACCGACCCUGACGCCUGUAUAUUUGCAGUUUGCAUGUUCUUUCUUUUCCCGUGAUCGCGUGGAUUUUUCUCCAGGUCCUCCGGGUUUUCCCUCCACAUUUAGAAUCAACAUCACGCGUUUAGAUUAUUUGGCUGCUAUAGAUUUCCACGUGAUAAGCCACUUCGUUGAGCUAUCAUUUGUGGCCAGAUCACUUCUGAAAACAUAUAGAUCGGUGGGCCUUACCUGGUAAAAUAAAAAGUUUACUUUUAGAAUGGACCUCAAUGCCAGUGCCAGUGUUGGUUUUGCACUCGCUUUACUGACCACCAUUCAUCAGCCUGUGACCCACGAGGUCAAAGCUCCCCGGUCCUCCUCGCUCGUUCGACAACCUCCUUCGUUUCGGGGUGUCAAAGCCAAGUCGCCACGUGGGUCAGGAUUCUGCCAUUGGUGAAACGCGGCUUGUGUGGUCUGGGGAGGGACGAUUCGAAUUCGCGAUGAGAUUCUGUGUGCAUGAACACGUGUGUUCCCAUGCGGAGGGGAGCGGUAGUGCAGUGGCUAGCGGCGCACUGCGCUACUCGAACCCGGCGACCCGAGUUCAUUUCUCGCUCACGGUCAACAUCGGUGAUGAAUAUCUCAAACAGUCCUCGGCCUCCAGUACGUCGACUCAGCCUUCAAUGAGUACAUCACCAUUGGGGAGACAAAGACGGCCAUGUGUAGCGCGGACUACUCACCCCCUUGUGUAUAUCCUUCCGACCUUCAUAGGUGCUCACUAACAGCACUUGCCACAAGAGCCCUAUUAAGGCUAUACGAGAGAUAUUUGUCUUCAUCCCAAGUGACGCAGAGGGACAUGAUUCAAUUUAAGAUGCAGAUAUCAUUGUGCGUGUGUACGUGCGUGCUCCCACUUGAUGACAUGUUUCUCCAUCAUCGGGCGUGUGCAGUGCGUGUAACAACUUAAUUUGCAUUUGAUCGGAGAAGAUUGGUAAAUACGGAAAGGCGGACUGCUGGGUCCGGAGGACGUGCGUUAACACAGUGCCUCGAAGUGCUUUGGAGUUGGACCGAGCGUUGUUCGGUCAUGGUGUCCAACUUUUCGCUCCACGUGCGGGGAGCCCUUCCAGUUGCCAGUCUAUGGAAACGAAACGCCCAAACAACAGACGCGGGCACGGCCCAAAAACUCGAAUCGGAGCUUUAACGGAGCAAAGCCGCGACAAGCCUGCGGGAUGAAUGAAUCGUUGUUUGCGGUGGUGAUGGUUGUGGUGGUACUGGUGGUUGCGGUGGUGGUUGUGGUGGUGCUGGUGGUAGUGGUGGGGAGCGGUAGUGUAAUGGUUAGCGCGCUGCGCUACGAAUCCGGCGACCCAAGUUUGAUUCCUGCUCACGGCCAACACCAGUGACGACUGUCUGAACCAGUCCUUGGCCUCCCCGAGGUCGACGCACCUGGUGCAGUGUGUAAACAUCGCCACUCGGGAGACAAAGGCGGCUGGACGUGGUGUUGGCCACCCACCCCCUCGUGUGCCCUGCCGGCCUUCAUAGGUGCUUGCUAACAGCACUUGCUCCAACAGUCUGUUCAGGCUAUACGGAGCAUCUUUGUCUUUGUUUGGUGUGUGCGAAGCCUCGUGGUGCUUACCGGUACCAAUGGGACAUUCGAAGCGUUCACGAAUUUUCAGCGUCGCGAUUCAAUCCGAGAAUUAAUUGAUUGUUAAUUAGCCAUCGUCGUCGCCGCCGCCGGCCGUGGUGAACGAACGUAGCUCAGAAUCGGAUAUAUUAGAAUGUUUGUUUAAACCUGUAACGAGGUGCAGCAUGGUUGACGCACGUGCUGUGAAACAAAUUUACACGUAAAUUUUUUUCACAGAGCGUGCAUCAUUGGCCCUUAACAACGCUUCAAGUGACCGAAAAAUCCGACCGGGACAAAGGCACGGCUUUCUAGGUGAGCACACAAGACUAAUAUUACCUGCUUCAAAUAAAAAUUAAAAUAUAAAAAAAAUCUUAGAUGCAUGCUAAGAUGGUACACGCCAGAGAAAUCGGUGCGUGAAUGACUAAUGGACACUGCCAGGCAACAUGAUCUUCUUCUUCUUGUUCGCCCAUCAAAGUUGAUGGUGACCAUGGCACGUUUGUCAUUUUUUUGGGUUUUGAUGAGUGCGCAGAUGGCUGAACAGGCCAAUCCGAGCCCGGAAUUCUCUGUGGCACACUGGACAGGUCAGGGAGGAUGUAGAGCUCUGAGGUGCAGCCACAAGUCCUUCCUUGGUAGAUUUGCGCUGCUGCCUCUUCAAGAUAGCACAGGAGCUUCUCCUACUCUCACUGAGGACUGCACCGUCCUGUACUUUUCUUCUCCAGGCAGGUCGGUCCUGUGCUAGGGAUUGCCAGCUUUCCAGGUCGAAUCCAAAUAAGGGUGUCCUUGUAGCGCUUUUUGGGGCCACUUGUGCUCGCUUGCCAUUCUUCAGCUCGCCAAAGAAGACUUGUUUUGGAAGUCUCGCGUAGGGCAUUCUGGUCACGUGGCCAGUCCAUCUAAGCUGUUCCUUCGCAAGCAAGGUGUAGAUGCUUGGGAUAUUUGCCUUGCUGAGGACUUCCGUGUCAGGGAUUCUGUCUUGCCACUUGAUCCUCAGCAGUUUCCUCAGACAGCUCAAGUGGAGAUGAUUUAAUUUCUUGGCAUGGCGCUGGUAAAUUGUCCAGGCUUCGCACCCAUACAGAAGAGUUGGUAAGACAACAGCCCGGUAGACCUUUAGUUUUGUCUCCUGCUUGAUGCCAUUCCUUUCCCAUACCGAGUCACGUAGACGCCCAAAGGCUGCACUGGCCUUGACAAUCCUGAUGUUAACUUCAUCAUCUAUGUGCACAGCGCGAGACAGUGUACUACCAAGGUAAGUAAACUUGUCAACGGCUGAAAGUUUUUGCCCAUUGACAAACAUGGUUGGCUCAGGGUAGGGUUUCCCAGGAGCAGGUUGGUAUAGGACUUUAGUCACGUAGACGCCCAUGAUAACAACGUACAGUACAUCCUUGUUUGUCAAUCCACUGCUGGUUGAUGGCCUCCCUAACGUCAGUGUAGGUCGUGAGGGUUUUUAUGACCAUACUUCACCACACCGGUCGAUGUCAGUUGAUGAGGUGGGCGCCCAGAACCGGUUAAGAUAUCACUCGCAGACUUAUGUUAGUCAUGGCGAGGCAUCAAACCAAAGUUGGCUAGGUUCAAAAUUCACUGCACGAACCACUGGGGAGCUGCUCUCCCCCCCCCCCCCCCCCAGUCCAGUGCUCGCCGAGCUGCAUUGCCUUCUGGUUGCCGAACAAGUACAUUGUGCGGUUGCACUCAUUACACACAAAGUGCUUGCCACGAAUGAACCACAAUACCCUGCCGAUCUCGUCAAGGAGCAUAAACCAUCAUCACGCGAACCAUCAAACAAAGGCGGUGUUCACAGCACGGCGCUUUCAGAUGCGCUUCUGCGGCCAUCUGCAAAGCUCUUAUUUCCGAUAUUAAGAAGCCACUGGAGCUAUGCACUUUUAAAUAUACUGUCGUUUGAAAAGAAUUUCUUUAGAACGCACCUCCGAUUAGCAUGGUUGGCUACGUACGAUGCGGCGAAAAAAGUCCAACACGCAUAGUCCAUUAUACAGUUUACCUGCUCAGGAUUGUGGUUUAAGAAACAUGGAAAUGAACUCGACACGAUGUAGCAGCAGCUGUAAAAUGUGCAAAGAAGCAUGGAGGUGCAUGCUUGGAAUUACACUGGGAAACAGAAAUUAGAAAACACACUUAGAACAGAAACAUGUCCGGUGGGCAAUACAAAAGGCGACCGGGUCAGAAAUCGAACCCAGGCGCCUCUUGCUUUUACCACUGCACCACUUUACCACCCAACGUGAACCAUUGACUCUGAAGUGUAUGUAUGUUGAACGUCUGUCGCACCGCACGUAGCCCACCGUGCUAAUCGGAGGUGCAGGGACAUUGGAAGUGCGGGAAACAAACAAUCCACCCAGUGCCCGCACGAUGCGCAAUUACGCCGCUCCGUCGCCAUCGUAGAUGCCCUCUUGCGUGCGUCCCAUUCCUUGGCUGCCACUCGGUGUCAUUAUAACUUUAAAUCUCGAAUUUAGAAAAGGACUCCGAGCUUACUUUUAGUCUGUCUCUUAGUUCCCCCGGUCUGCCUUCAUUUGCCAUCUAAAGUAGACGCACUCUGCUGUUCCCCACUCGUAUUGCCUUUUGGCAGAUGCCUCCAAAUGUUGAGCGUACUUGUCGGACGUGGCUUUUGUUUUGUUUGGGUUUAUUCCGUCUGGUCGAAGUUCUUCUCAAUUUAGCUGAUGCAUUCUCGAGUGCAGCGACAAAGACCAAUACUGGUCAGUGAGAUUGGUUUUUCUUUUCAGUUUUUUCGUUUCAGUUUCAUUUAUUUGCUAUAGCCCUGUGAGCCAUUCGGCUCUUAAAACAGGUGCAAUCACAACAAACAAAAUUCAAAACAUGAACAAGAAAACAUCUUAAAGUGACUAUGCGCAAACAGAAAAAUCCAGGAAAAAACUGCAAAAAAUCUUCCACAAAAAAGCACCGUACACCAACGCUCUGUGCAAAAAUCCCGUGGGAUGCAAGUCAUAGUUUCUGAAGCGAAGGAGAAAAGUCUUGUGAGAAUUGAGCUCUAUUGAGUAAUCACGGGGGUAAUUUCCCACACCUCCGAUGAGUACAGUUGGCUAGGUAUCGUGCAAAAGAAGCUCAACAUACAAACCAACAUUCGUGGAUAGAGUGUUGGCGCACUAUGCUUGCCGCCCGGCGACCUUGACUUGAGAUUCCCGGCAAAGGCAAGCAUCGUUGCCGAGUGAUAUCCGAACCGGUUCCUGGGUUCACCCCUUUCAGUGACCCUCACUAGCAAGCGUGGCAAGGUAAUGGUCAACUGGUGGCAUGGCCUCGUGGUAGCGCACUAACCGCUUGUUGCAGAGCCCCAGCGGUUCCGAGUCGGCAGCCUUACCCUGGAUGUUGCUACGGGUGUAUUAGCCAUACUCUUAGUUAUUUCGGUAAAGUCACGUAGGUAAAAAAUGAAAUAAAAAUUAAUAUGAAGAAAACAAUAAAAUCACGACGUUUCAUUCAUUUUAAUUUCAUUUUUUACCUAUGCGACUUUACCGAAAGAACUAAGAGUAUGAAUCCUUGCAGUCAUGAAAGCUUCAAAUCUAGAAUUGUAUUAGCUAUAACGAUGCACCUCUUAUGCUUCACAGUGAACGUUCAAUAUCCGUUGUGUGCUGGCAUCAUGGUCCAAAUUUGGAGAGUUAAAAAAAAUCACCCGCGAAUUGCCCAAUUUAAAAUAUGUAAUGCGAGCAUAAACAGGGUGGUUGCUGGCCUCCGCGCCACUCACACCGGAGCGUGUGGGAGGAGCAACUGCUCACCUCGGCUCCAAUGGGAGACGAGGUGAAUGGGGGGCGGAGACGGGGGCAGUACGAGAAGGAGGAGUCAGGGUCACGUGAUGGGGAGGAUAUAGGGAGAGAGUCGGAAGAGAUCGGGGAGUGGGAACUGAGCGAGAAUAGGGGAGGCCACGCUGGGCAGUGUGGAGGAGCGGCGCCAUCUGCCACGUGGUCGUAGACCUAUGCACACCGUCGGCCAGCGGUGUGCGUGAGGUAGACGGGGCUAGCGGUGUGUGAGGGGCUAGCAGAGUGUGCGGGGCACACGUAGCUAGUGGGUGACUAGCGGAAUGUGCGGGGCACACGGAGCGAGCGGUGUGGCUGGCGGCGUGUGCGGGGCACACGGAGAGAGCGGAGCGGCCACACGGAGCGUGCGCGGGGCGCGCGGGGAUCUGCGCAAGUUCGGACGAGAACCAGCGGGGUGAGAUACGAAGAACCUAAAAUAAACGACAACAGAGACCAAGAGAGCCUGACAGAGUCGUUUAUUACAAAUACAUACAGGAGCAGCAAAACCUAAUCUUAUUUUUUCAUACUUUGAUACUGGGGAAAAAAGGUCCUAUUUCGGAGCAGCAACAUUGCCUCCGCCCCCUUAUUGCGUAAAACUUCGCAGGACCCUCCUGAAAAAUAUGCAUGAGAUUUGGACUUUCCUGGGUAAACUAGGGCAGCAGCUUCUUGGUUAUUUCGGUAAAGUCACGUAGAAGGGAAGUAAUACAAUAAUAAAAAAUAAAACAAUAAAAUAAUUCUCACGACGUUUCGGCCACAACGCAAGCAGCCGUCCUCAGGUGAAGAACAUGUCUGUCGAUAAGACAGAGUCUAAAUGACACGUCUUAGGCUUGGAGUGUCUAUUUA